Molecule: messenger RNA, 3918 nt
Organism: Plodia interpunctella (Indianmeal moth)
Lineage: Eukaryota; Metazoa; Arthropoda; Insecta; Lepidoptera; Pyralidae
Product: ATP-binding cassette sub-family G member 4-like
Exons: 11
Coding region: 244-2055 (603 amino acids)
Biological process (GO): transmembrane transport
Cellular component (GO): membrane
Molecular function (GO): ATP hydrolysis activity; ABC-type transporter activity; ATP binding
Source: RefSeq, a predicted model, not a curated record
UGUACAACUGCGCCUUAAACAGUCGUGCAUUUUGUGCAAUUACCAAUUCCGCGCGUAAUACAUUCCUUCCGUUCUCAAUCCUGGACAUGUCGAAAUAAAAGGGUACUUGAAGUCUCUCCUAUCCUCGCUUAUUCCCGGUUGUAUUCGCGGCUGUGAAGCCCCAAAAGGUAAAGCCCGGGGCCCUCUUUAAAAUAAACUUUUUGGGAAUGCUGUUGGAGUAAAACAGUAAGUGUUGCUAAUAAAAUGGAUGUCGAGUCCGCAAAGGACAACCAGAGUUUCGAGGAUGGCAAGAUGUUAGUGUUCGUCCAUAUCAUUUAUAAAAUCCGACAUUCUACAAGAUGGUCCAUAAAGAAAAAAGAUCCCAGAAGAAAAAAACAUGUGAUAUUGAACGAAGCAUGUGGUGCGAUACGGCCAGGGCGUUUGACAUUUAUAUUAGGACCAUCUGGAGCUGGAAAGACUACGCUUAUGAACAUCCUGGCUGAGAGGAAGAAAAAAGGUGUGAUGGGCAGUCUGUACAGCGCUGGUCAGUGCUCGGUGUUGGUGGGACAGCACGCCACUCUGCUGGACACCCUGACAGCUAUGGAGACCCUCAGGUUCGCGGCCUGCCUCAAGCUGCCUCACUCUACCAAUCGCGAGAGGAUCCACACUAUAUCGCAGGUAGCAAGACAGCUGGGUAUUCAGGACGCCCUGAACACCAGGGCAGGCAACUUGUCUGGAGGUGAGAGGAAGCGGCUGACGGUUGCCUGCGAGCUGCUAGCUGACCCCACCUGCUUGUUACUCGACGAACCAACCAGUGGUCUCGACUCCUCAUCAUCAAUGUCGGUAGCGAGAGCUCUUCUGUCAGUGGCGAAGAGUGGUCGAACAGUGGCGUGCGUCAUCCACCAGCCGUCUUCGCAGCUGUUCAACACGGCUGAUGACGUCAUACUGCUGGCCAGCGGCAGAACCUUGUACUGCGGUCCUUUGACGGAUAUCCCUGAGACCCUCGGGAGAGCAGGCUUUGUUUGCCCGCAGUAUUAUAAUAUGGCUGAUUAUAUGUUGGAAAUAGCGAGCGGCGAGCACGUUGGAAAUUUGACUCUGUUGGAGAAUGAGGCAAAAAGUUAUUCGUACGAAAUGAGAAGAAUUGCCAAGAGUGAUAUACAUGAAAUUAAUGGGAAAGUAUUACCAGCGGAAGCUGAAGGUCUCCUAAGCACAAAGACCAGCAGGUCCCAGGACUACACUGCCAGCUCGGGACAACAACUCAAGGCACUGUUCUGGAGGUGUUGGAUCAGCUCACUGCGAGAUUUACACUUAACCCAAAUCCGGUUGGCGGCGCACCUGGUGGUGGCGAUGCUGAUGGGCGCGCUGUACCGGGGCGCGGGCGCUGACGCCGGCCGCAUCAUGUCCAACACCGGCUGUCUCUUCUUCUUCCUCCUGUUCCUUUUCUUCUCCAACGCUAUGCCACCUAUUCACACAUUUCCUGUCGAAGCUGCCGUAGUCCUUCAACAGCACUUGAAUAAAUGGUAUUCUUUGACUACGUACUGCAUAUCCAAGGUGCUUGUGGACCUUCCUAUCCAAUUGCUAUGCGCGACGGUCUUUCUACUGCCGGCAUGGUACAUGACAUCGCAGCCGCUGGACGCCCACAGAAUGGGCCUGGCUUGGCUCAUCAGCGUGUUGCUGACCAUCCUCGCACAAACCUUCGGCCUGCUGGUGGGCACUGCUUGUGAAGUUAAGCUGGGAUUAUUCGUGAUUCCCGCGGCUAACAUCCCUAUGUUGAUGUUCUCCGAAUUCUUCAUCCCGUACGACGAAAUGCCAGUGUACUUACGACCUUUCUCCACGAUCUCUUACUUCCGAUAUUCUUUCUCUGCAUUGCUCCAAACAGUGUACGGUUUCGACCGCGAAAAACUACCGUGUCUUAAAGACUUUUGCAUGUUUAAGGUACCAGCUAAAUAUCUCCAACAUUUAAACAUUACUAGAAACAUCAAUAUGGAUAUAGCCGCUUUGGUUAUUUGGAUUGUGUUGUUGCAAAUAUGCCUUAUCUGUGUUUUAGUGUUUAGAGCUCGUGGAGCUUGCAGGUAGUCUAUGGUCACAGAAAAUCUAUGGUGUAGCUAUAAAAAUAAUAUUAAACUUUCUAGUCCUAUUGUCUCUAGGUAUUUCGUAAUUUCACUUUAUGGAGAUGGCGUAAAUAAUUUAAUUAUUAAAAAUAUAAAAUAAUAAUAAAGAUAUCUGAGUCAUUGUAGAUGGAUGGUUUAUCAAUAAGAACCAGUCAAAUUUUCAAAAUUAUCUAUGCCCGGAACGUGGAAUUUAAAAAACUUCCAAAUAAAAAUUUAUCUAAAAAACAAAAUAAAUCGCCCUCCGUAUGUACAACACCUACAACACCUAAAGCUGGUCGCUUAAUUAGUAUAGAUUUUUAAAAAAUACAUUUGUUGAUAUUCUUCGAAUAACAUCUAUUUAUGUUUGAUCAUCCAAACAUCCUGAGGAAAUUAGGCUGGUGUUCAAACAGCCGUCUACAAAAGUAGGUAGUACACAUAAGUAGAUACCUUCAAUUUUAUUUUUGUAAGUAUUUCUCAUUCCCGUUUUGGACUAAGGUAACUAACUAUAAGGACUAAGACUAAGGUUAUAUUUUUUAUGAUGUACGUACGCAUAUAUAGAUAGAUGUAUGCAUAUGCAUAUAUAGAUAGAUGUAUGCAUAUAUAGAUAGGUAUAUGAUUUUAAUAAAUUUAUCAUUCGUUUUCUUUAUUAACGGGAUAAAUAUUACUUACGUAAUGUGAUAUUAUUAUUUAUUAUAAUAUGGUAUUAAAUUAUAGAUUGUUAAAAUUAAAUGAAACAAAAAUCGUUUAAAAAUAAGCCAGUUUAAUACAUUUAAGACUUCUAAUAAACAGAUAAAUAUAUAUACCUACAGUCGACAAAGCUAAACGUCUUCUAAGUGUCUUCCAUUCGAUCAAAUAUGUCGAAAGAUUAUGUAUAUCUUUAAAUGUAAGUAAAUAUUUUUUGUAAAAUUACAUGAAAAUAGGUAUUACAAAAAUAAUUUAUUCCUUUUUUAUUGUAUCAUUUUUUAUUUCUAUAUAAUUUUGUAUGUAAACCAAUGGUCAGUUUUGUUGACUGUAUUGUAAAAUGUACAAUUGUACAAGCUUGAUUUAAGCCUGCCAUAUUAUAAAGUAAAAUAAAAUACAAUUUUACUGUGUAUUAAAAAAUAUACAGACUAGAAAGUAAUGACUGUUAUAAAAAUAAUAUUCUCGAUGUAUUUUCAUUACAAAACAAUAACCUACAUGUCGUUUAUAAUUUAAAAAAAAAAAACAGAACAAAGAAAUACAUUUCGUCAAUACUUUUACAGUUUGUACGUACUAUCUUUUUUAAACAAUUAUAUUGUUUCAAAAAUAAAUAAUUACACAUGAAUAUGGUUAAUUUUGCCGUUACAACAUUUAAUAUGCAUAUUCACGCAUACAUUUAAAAAUAUAUCUUUGAUGACUAGGCUACAUGUCAGUACAGUCAACAGCAGAUCAACUUAUCCAAAUACAUUGCAAACUCGCCGUUAUAACCGCGACAUAGAAGCUCAUGCAGGCUAACUUGAUGUGCUGUUGACUGUAGCUAUUGUUAAUGUUAUCAGGCAUUAUGAAGAGAUAUUAAGUACUCUAUAUCUUCGUUGUUUUGUACAUCGUACAAGUACUGUUGGCAAAUGUUUAAAAAGAAACAAUGCAAAGUGCAAAUGUCAUUUACACAGUGAUAAUAUUGUAUGAAUUAAAAAUACUAAACUAAUAUUUAAACUAACGUCUAUGGUAAUUAAUUAAAAAUGAAUGUUAUAUUUAAUUAUAAUUUUGUAGUAAAACCAAUAUAAUAAUAUAUAGGUACCUGCUCUCUAUUUCACAGCCUGUCUUAUAUACGUAAAUAUGGCGUUAAGUGGUAAUUUGACAGGGUUGUAUUGGUAUGAUAUUAUAUUGAUAU